Molecule: messenger RNA, 789 nt
Organism: Colletotrichum graminicola M1.001
Lineage: Eukaryota; Fungi; Ascomycota; Sordariomycetes; Glomerellales; Glomerellaceae
Product: short chain dehydrogenase
Exons: 3
Coding region: 1-789 (262 amino acids)
Source: RefSeq, a predicted model, not a curated record
AUGAAGAUUCAAGGCCGCACAUUCAUCAUUUCCGGUGGCGCAUCAGGCUUGGGACAAGCCUGCGUGGAAGAGAUUUGCAAAAAUGGGGGAAACGUCGCCGUUCUUGACAUGAACGAAGAGAGCGGCAAUGAGCUUGUCUCCAAGCUGGGCUCCUCGGCCAAGUUCUUUAUCUGCGACGUCCUCGACACCAACAGCAUCGAGGCCGCCGUCCAGGGCACCGCUGCUUGGGUGAAGCAGACCGGCAAGCCCCUCGGCGGCGUCAUCCCCGCCGCCGGCGUCGGAAACCCUUCUACCAUCCUAGACCGUAACGGCAACCCCUUCAGCCUCGACGAUUGGGACUUUGUGCUCAACAUCAACCUCCGCGGCACCAUCGACCUCACCCGCCAGGCUCUCGCCCUCAUGGCGAGGAACGACCCCUCGCCCCCCGACGGCGAGCGCGGCGUCGUCGUCAUGGUCGCCUCCUCCGCCGCCUUUGACGGCCAAAAGGGCCAGGUCGCCUACGCCGCGAGCAAGGGCGCCGUCGCUGCUAUGACCCUGCCCAUGACCCGCGACCUCGCCCGCUUCGGCAUCCGCGUCGUCACCAUCGCCCCGAGCCUGUUCGAGUCCCGCAUGACCGCCGUCAUGUCCGACAAGGUCCGUGCCAGCCUCGAGCGCUCUAUGGAGUUUCCCGUCCGCGCCGGCAAGCCCGACGAGUUCGCCGCCCUGGUGAGGCACGCCAUUGAGAACGUCAUGCUCAACGGGACCGUCUUGCGGCUGGACGGCGGCAUGAGGAUGCCGAGUAAGAUGUAG